AUGCCACAGAGCGCUCGGCGCCUGCUGGUGCGUCGCGACGCGUGGUGCGAUGCGGUGGCGCUGACUCUGCCAGAUGCGGCGGUGGCGCCGCCGGUAAAUCCAAUCAGCGCCGCCCCCGCCGCCCCCGCCGCCCCCACCGCCGCCGCCAAUUACACCUGUGAUGCACGGCGACGUGUGCGGCAGGUAGACAUGUGCAUCCACUUGGACUGGUAUCAGUGCUUGCAACUCCUGAUGGUGGAUGGCUGUGCAGCCUCCAACAGUGGAUACUCUCCAGUGAGCUGUGCAACAUCUCAUAUGCGCAGUCUCACGGCAGUACUGCUGGCUGCCAUGACGGUGACGCAGGCCAUGGAUACUCCGCGGGCGCCUGGCGCUUCCCACGAGAGGAAAUCCAUCAAGCAGUUAAACUCCAUCGACGGCGCCCUCCCCGCUCACCGACCAACUUCCUGCUCGCCGCCGGAAUCACCCCGGGGAAUUUCCCGCAGCCGGGGGCCGGGGUGUGAGGCGGCGGUCGGCCGGGCGCAGUUCGCAGCCGCCGCAGCAGGCCUAGGUGCCUCGCCGCAGUUCGCAGCCGCCGCAGCAGGCCUAGGUGCCUCGCCGCAGUUCGCAGCCGCCGCAGCAGGCCUAGGUGCCUCGCCGCAGUUCGCAGCCGCCGCAGCAGGCCUAGGUGCCUCGCCGCAGUUCGCAGCCGCCGCAGCAGGCCUAGGUGCCUCGCCGCAGUUCGCAGCCGCCGCAGCAGGCCUAGGUGCCUCGCCGCAGUUCGCCGCCGCCGCAGCAGGCCUAGGUGCCUCGCCGCAGUUCGCAGCCGCCGCAGCAGGCCUAGGUGCCUCGCCGCAGUUCGCAGCCGCCGCAGCAGGCCUAGGUGCCUCGCCGCAGUUCGCAGCCGCCGCAGCAGGCCUAGGUGCCUCGCCGCAGUUCGCAGCCGCCGCAGCAGGCCUAGGUGCCUCGCCGCAGUUCGCAGCCGCCGCAGCAGGCCUAGGUGCCUCGCCUCAGUUCGCAGCCGCCGCAGCAGGCCUAGGUGCCUCGCCGCAGUUCGCCGCCGCCGCAGCAGGCCUAGGUGCCUCGCCGCAGUUCGCAGCCGCCGCAGCAGGCCUAGGUGCCUCGCCGCAGUUCGCAGCCGCCGCAGCAGGCCUAGGUGCCUCGCCGCAGUUCGCCGCCCCCAGCAGUGUGCGCGAAUGUCGUGCCGGUUGCGGUCUUCUCGUGGGUCGGCGCACGCUGGUCGUCGCGCGUGGUGCAUACCCGUCAGGGGCGGCGUCCGGCCCGCUCCGUCUCGCUGGUAGCAGACUGACAGGAGAUUUCCCACGAGCGCCACUUGGCCCCGCCCCGCGCCCCGCGACCUCGCCUCCCCGACUGCUGCUGCUGCCGCCGAUGCUGUGCAUACUUAAUGAUCCCGCUCACCGCAGCCAGGCUGCUAUAGGGAAAAAUAUUCUUGCUGCAGCUUUGGCCUCUGAUGAUGUGCAAAUGAGUUGUGUUCAAGUUGCUGCGAAGAAAAUUGCUAUAGUGCCAGCUCUGCCCAACCUGUUGUCGGCCCGCGGUGUUGCUGGCGGCCCAGUUCCAGGACGAGCCGGUUGCGAGAUUGACCUCACUUCCGCCAGCAUUCUUCCGGAUCCUGUUCCGCAGCAGCGGAAUGCACGUUCCUUGGUGCGGCGGACGAUGUGA
Schistocerca gregaria is the source of this 1656-nucleotide messenger RNA. Its product is annotated as spidroin-2-like. The transcript is spliced from 5 exons. The coding region runs from base 1 to 1656 and encodes 551 amino acids. The record is from RefSeq and is a predicted model, not a curated record. NCBI's taxonomy places the organism in Eukaryota, Metazoa, Arthropoda, Insecta, Orthoptera, Acrididae.